GUGCUCUCUCUCUCUCUCUCGCUUUGCUCGACAGUGGUAGUCUGGCUGCCAGGCGUGUGGGAAAUUUUUGGGUUGACGCUGAAGCAUCCACUUUAGCUCACGAUGAGCAAGUACCGGUAUCUCUUGGCGCUGCUGUCGAUCCUGGGCGUAGUGCAUUUAGGCAAAGGAUUCAAGAUGAACCCGAAGCCGCCCCAGCUCCCCCCUCUCAAGGACCAGCAAGUCCUGGUUACUGGCGCCGCGGGAAAUGUUGGCCAGCUGGUGUGUCUAAGGCUGUCGAAGCAAGGGUACAAGGUUCGGGCGAUGGUGCGGGAACUCGAUGGGUUUUACCCUCGAAAGGAGGAGAUGGGCAAUGGACCGAUCGAGGUGGUGCUUGGGGAUGUGUUGGACAAGGCGAGCUUGGAGGCUCACAUGGCGGGCUGCUCGUCAUGCAUUGCUUGCCAUGGAGCUUCGCGCGCCUCUGCGCUGUCGGACUGGUGGACAAGACUGAAAAACGCCGAGAAGGGACACCCGUACAACGUGAACUACAUCGGGACGAUGAACAUGCUGGACGCGGCGCAAAGGGCGGGGGUGAAGAGAUUCGUGCGCCUCACGGGCCUCUCCGUCGGCCUCUCGGCCUUCAACCCGUUCACCUACCUCCUCAACUUGAUGAUCUCCAUGUCCAUCAAGUGGCAGUACAUGAGCGAACGGGCCAUCCGUGAGGCGGCAGAGAGGUCGGGGCUAGACUACACCGUGGUACGGCCAGGGGCUCUUACCCACGAGAAGCGACCGAAGGACGCGUGCCUGAUGCUCGAGUGCGACGGAAAGCCUACGAGCAUGUGGAAGUCUCAGCCGAUGUACAAGAUUGGUCGGCAAGACGUGGCCAACCUCCUGGUGGCGGCUAUGGCGCACAAGAGAGGGGCCAAAUCUACGCUUUCCUGCUCCUGGGGGAAGGACAAGAAAAGGGAAGGUCCAAGAAGCUGGAAGAAGUUGUUGGCCGCCGUCAACGCGGACACGUCGCCGCUCCCGCGACGAUUCUACCGACCGGCCAUGAUCGCCAUGGGGACAUUGAACUUGAUAGUCGGAGGUGCUGUUGGAGGCAAGUUUCUCACCAUUUUGGGGUGAGAUACAAGAUAACACCGUCUGCUCGGCGGCGUCGCCCGAAGGCUAGACGCAGAUAAGGAGACGAGUCCUUGCCCGCUCCUUGUGUCGGUGGCAGCAGGAGGAAAGCUCUGUAGAGGAUGCAGCGCUGGACGUUGUGUCGGCGGCGGUGCGGGUAUGUUUUCCCACCUCUCGCAUGUAGGUUAGGCCGCCUCUCGUGUACGGUAGCGGCGCUCUUGUGUGUUUGUGUCGUGGUACUUGUUGGUCAGAGCUGCGCGUAAUGGUACAGAAAUUGUUGACGGGCACACACAGGUGUGGAGAGGUGGCGCACAGCAGAUAUGUGUGUGCCGGGAAAGAGCCUUUCGUUUGUCGUGCUUCAGGACAAAUAAAAGCCGAUGUAACCGUCUGCUUGUAGCAAAGUGUCAAUUUUUUAGCAUUUCAAGCGCGUGAUUUGGUGCUCGCCCUGAGCCGGGGGCGCUACACGCCUGCACACACACCUUUCUUGGCAGUUGCGGCCCCACGUCGAACCGUGGCAUCUCGAUAAAAGUUGGACACACACACGUACGUGGGGCAUGUUCUUGGCGAAGUGAGCGCUGGGUGCUGCUUCU
Molecule: messenger RNA, 1685 nt
Organism: Ectocarpus siliculosus
Lineage: Eukaryota; Phaeophyceae; Ectocarpales; Ectocarpaceae
Source: the annotation of a GenBank genome assembly